Molecule: messenger RNA, 5650 nt
Organism: Scylla paramamosain (green mud crab)
Lineage: Eukaryota; Metazoa; Arthropoda; Malacostraca; Decapoda; Portunidae
Exons: 5
Coding region: 76-627 (183 amino acids)
Source: RefSeq, a predicted model, not a curated record
CAAAUUACUGGAUAUGAUUGUUUGCAGGCAUUUGUGUAUUUGUCACCUUUGUUCCUCCACUUCAAGAGUGUGACAAUGUUCAUCAUAAACCCUCCACUCACUGUGCAGUAUAAGUAUCAUGAACAAAUGGCAGGAGAUAAAAGAAGUGGAUUGGGUCGUGGCGCAAUACUUCAACAAGCCUCUAAUCAACCUAAACCUGGUGUAGCUCACCACUACAAGCCUGUGAGUGUGGAGGGAGGGCUGCCAGGCGCUCCACCAGCCAUUCCAGGGGAGUGUGCUGUGCAUCACUCCUGGCGGUACCUCUCCAAUGCACCUGUAGCUUACCAGAUGCAGCAGAUGCUGGAUGCCAAGGAGGGUCAGUCAGAUACAUUGUUGUCAUUUACACAACACACCACCACUACUGCUGCUUAUGCCACUGCUCCCACCACUACUGACCUUCCUGAAAAGGCACCACUGAAUGUAGUACAUGGAGGUGGUGCUAGUUCAACCAAGGACAAUAAUGGUGGAAAUGGUCUGUGGGAGCCAUGGUGCCCAGACCCAUACUUCUGCCCACCACCUAAUGUUGCCUCACCUACUGAGUUCCCUCAGCUUGAGCGUGGUGGUCCUGCCUUCAGAAAGAAAAUGUAAAUGAUAGAAGUUGUCCAAAUAUUUUCUUUUAUGACUAGUGAAUAAGACUUGCAUCCUCAUUGAAUCCAGAUACUGAAUUGCAGAUGUUAGAUUUUAAAGUUCAAGUUGUUUGAUCAGGUCUUUGUAUUCAGGUAUUUUAUUGAGAAUGUGAGUGUAAACUAUGUCCUGUUGUUUUAUCAAAGACUUGUUAGGAAAACAAGAUUUUUAUAAUAGAGAUAGAGAAUUGUAUGAAGUUCAGAAGGAUUUAAAGAACUGCACUCAUAUAAUUCUUGUAACUAUGAAAGGAACUGAUUGUGCAUUGGUUUAAUGUAAAAGCAACUUAGUUUUGUAUGUUUGUUGUCAGUGGAAUUGGAAGAAUAGGAAUGAGUAACAAGUGUUCUUACAUGCAUGCAUGUGUACACACACACACACACACACUAUUAUAAAAUUAUGAUUAUCCAAAUACAAAAUUGGAAAGAGUACAAAGAGCAGUCACUAAGAUGGUUCUGGAGUUGAGAAAUUUGACCUAUGAAGAGAGAUUAAGAAUGUUGGAAAUUCCUACCCUUGAAAAUAGGAGAGAGAGAGAGAGAGAGAGAGAGAGAGAGAGAGAGAGAGAGAGAGAGAGAGAGAGAGAGAGAGAGAGAGAGAGAGAGAGAGAGAGAGAGAGGAAAUUUAAUAAAAAUCUAUAGAAUGAUAAAUGGUAUGGAGAAUGUGGACAAAGAAUGUUUUAUAAAUUUAGACACAAGGAGUACAAGGGGACACAGUAAGAAGUUGAAGAAAGUUAACUUCAGAAGAGACAUCAAGAAGCAUAGUUUUCCACAACAGAAGUGUGAACAAAUGGAAUGAACUCAGUGAAGAUGUUGUGAAUGCCAAACCUGUCCAUGCUUUUAAGACCAAACUGGUUAGAUAUAGAGACAGGAUACUAUGAGAUUACUCCCCUCCCAUAAACCAAAACUAGGUAAACACACACACACACACACACACACACACACACACACACACACACACACACACACAAGACUAGAUUAGACUAGAAUAUGCAGCAGUAGUGUGGUCGCCAUACAAGAAAAGGGAUAUAAGGAAGUUGGAGAGAGUUCAGAGAGCAGCUACAAAGAUGGUACCAAGUAUCAGGGACUUGUCAUAUGAAGAGAGACUGGCAAGGAUACAUCUACCAAUGAUGGAAAAGAGGAGAGAAAGGGGAGAAUUGAUUGCGAUAUAUAUAAAGCAUAUGAAGGAGUAGAGGAGGUGGACCGGAGCGACUUAAUGGUCUGGGAUACACGGGACACUAGAGGACAUGGAAAGAUGCUGAAGAGGAAUGCUUGUUGAAGAGACGUCAAAAAGUAUAGUUUCCCAUAUAGAAGUAUUGAUGUAUGGAACAGUCUGGAUGAGGAGAUAGUAAAUGCAGAAAGUAUACAUGGAUUCAAGGCUAAGUUGGAUAUUAAAAGAUAUGGAGAUGGGACAGCAUGAGCAUAGCUCUUUUCCCAUAAUGCACAACUAGGUAAACACACACACACACACACACACACACACACACACACACACACACACACACACACACACACACACACACACACACACACACACACACACACACAGAGACUGGUUUAAUACAAGAUGUAUAACGGCAAUAAAAGAAAAAGAAGCAGCUUGGAAUAGAUGGAGAAAAAAAGGAGGAAGUGAGGAAUGGGAAGAAUUCAAGAAGGCAAGGAACGAAGGUAAGAAACCUGAGAGAUGAAGAAAGGAAUUAUGAGAAAGAUACAGUUUGCAAAGAUGCAAAGAUGAGCCAAAGUUAUUCUUCAGAUAUGUGAAUGGGAAGAUGAAAAAUAAGCAAACAAUGGAUAAAUUAAUGAAAGAUGACGUUACAUGUGAUGAUGCACAGUUACAAGCGGAAUUAAUGAACAAGUGCUUCCAGUCAGUAUUCACCAAAGAAAGCAAAUUUGAAGGAGAAAGAGCAUGGCACAGAGACAAUGUGAUGAGAGAGAUACAGGUGGACAUAAGUGAAAUUAAGAAGAUUAUGAAAGAUUUGGAUGUGAGUAAGGUUCAAAGACCAGAUGGGUGUCCAACUGUGUACUUAAGGAAUGUUGUGAACAACUGGUAGGAAGUAUACACAAUACCAUAGUAUGUUCUUUUAAGGAAGGAAAAAUACCUCUUGACUGGAAGAGAGCCAAUAUUGUGCCCAUUUUUAAAGGAGGUAAUAAAAAAAGACCAGUGUCCCUAACAAGUGUGGUGGCAAAAAUAGUGGAAAGAAUAGUUAAAAACAGAUGGAUGGAAUAUUUAGAAGAAACACACACAUUGACUGACAGACAAUUUGGUUUCAGAAGUGGAAGAUCUUGUGUCACGAAUUUAGUGAGCUUUUAUAGUAGAGCAGUUGAUAUAAAUCAAGAGAGAGGGUUGGGCAGACUGUUUAUUUAGAGCUAAAAGAAGCAUUUGAUAAGGUACCACAUCAGAGACUGCUAUAGAAAAUUCAAAAUAUAGGAGGUUUACAAGGCAACACACUGAAUUGGAUUACAGACUUCUUGAGAGACAGAGAAAAUCAGAAUGGUGUAGAGUUACAAGUGGAGUACCACAGUGGACAGUCUUAGCCCUUGUAAUGUUUCUGGUGUAUGUCAACGAUAUGAUGGAUGAGGUUGAUAAGUUGUAUGUCUGCAGAUGAUGCAAAAUUAUUGAAAAGAGUGGAAAACAAUAUGGAUUGAAAUAUUACAGAAAGAUCUAAAUAAGAUAUAUAAAUGGAGUAAGAAAUGGGAAAUGGAAUUCAAUGCAAAGAAAUGCAAGGUGAUGGAAUUAGGAAAAAGCAAAAGAAGACUGACAAGUUCCUACACAUGGGAGAAGUGGAAAUUAAGAAAACCAAAGUAGAAAAAGAUUUGGGAAUUACAAUAAGUGAGAAUUUAUCACCUGAAAAAAACAUGUAAACAAAAUAGUUGGGGAAACCUAUGAGUUACUAAGAAAGAUGAAAGGGGCAUUUAUUUACAUGGAUGAAGAGAUGAUGAAAAAGUUGAUGGAAUAUGUGAUUUGACCAAAACUGGAAUAUGCCACAAUUGUUUGGUCACCCCAUAAUAAAAAGGAAAUAAGGAAAAUAGAAAGGAUCCAAAGAGCUGCAACCAAAUUGGUACCAAGUUUGAGAGAUUUAACCUAUGAAGAAAGAUUAGGGAGAUUGAAGCUUCCAUCAUUACAAGAGAGAAGAGAAAGAGGGGACCUGAUUGCUAUAUACAGAACUUUAAAGGGUAAGGAUCAAGUUGACAAAGAAGACUCAUUUGUGUGGGACUCAAGAGAUACAAGAGGACAUGGAGUGAAAUUGAGGAAAACAGCAAGUAGAAGAGGUGUCAAGAAAUAUGGUUUCCCAAAUAGAAACAGAAAUAUGGAACAACUUAGAUGAAACAGUGGUACAAUCAACAAAUAUUCAUAAAUUUAAAGUUAAGCUGGAUGCUUAUAGAUAUGGAGACAGGACAGCAUAAGCAUAGCUCUUUUCCUGUAAAACACAACUAGGUAAAUACACACAGACAGACAGACAGACAGAUAGACAGAGAUACACACACACACACACACACACACGCACACACACGCACACACACACGCACGCACACACACACACACACACGCACGCACACACACACACACACACACACACACACACACACACACACACACACACACACACACACACACACACACACACACACACACACACACACACACACACACACACACAGACAGACAGACAGACAGAUACAGACAGACAGAUAGAUACAGACAGAUACAGACAGACAGACAGAUACAGACAGACAGACAGAUACAGACACACACAAACAGACAGAUAAAGACACACAGACAGACAGACAGAUAGAUACAGACAGAUACAGACAGACAGACAGAUACAGACACACACAAACAGGCAGAUAAAGACACACAGACAGACAGACAGAUUGAUACAGACAGACAGACAGACAGAUACACACACACACACACACACACACACACACACACACACACACACACACACACAGACAGACAGACAGACAGACAGACAGACAGACAGACACACAGACAGACAGAUACAGAUAGACACACAGACAGACAGAUACAGACAGACAGACACACAGACAGAUACAGACAGACAAACAGAUACAGACACACACACAGACAGAUACAGACACACACACACAGACAGAUACAGACACACACACAGACAGAUACAGACACACACACACACACACAGACAGACACACACACACACACACACACACGUGUAUAUACAAUCACACACUCCUUCACUCACAUUUUCACUCACACUCAUUUAUUCACUCACUUUCACUCACUCACUUUCACUCAUUCCUUCCUUCACUCACAUUCCUUCACUCACAUUCCUUCACUCACUCACUCACUCAUCAGUUGCAGACCACUUUGUUCUAUUUUUCAUUACUUCAGUAUUUUUGCAUUACUUUAGUUAAGAUUAUUUUAAGGAUAUUGUCUGUUGCUAUGGUUGUGUGGAGAGUGAUAUUAUUUAAGCAUUUUUUUUUAUUAUGUAAAUACUUGUUAAAAUGGGUGUUGACAUAUCCCAGUAGCAUGCUGAACUGUACAUCUUAUACAGAAUGUUUAGUGUUACACUUCUAACAUAUUAGAAUUGUAUGAUAUCACUUAUUGCAGGUUACCUAGGAUCCUAAGUUUUGUUCAUAUGCAAUGUAGAUUGGCUUUUUCUUAAGGACAGACAACCUCAGACUGUCUGGACUUGACAGAAGACUUGAUUGUGAGAACUUUAGAUUAAGGAACACAUGUUGGCAAGGUAGUGUGCCAGUAACAAAGCUGUCAUGUAGAGUAACUUAUCCAAUUCCUGUUCAUGGUAGGUUUUCUUUGUCAGAAUAAGUGGUAGUGAUUUUUCACUAGUUUUGAUGUUGGCACAUGCUUUUCAUACAUGGACUGCCCCACAGAAAUCUUAUAGCUUCUUGCAGUUUCCCUUAUUUUCUUGUUUAUUUUGUUUGGAUGUAUUUGCUAGUUUCAGAGUUGAAUAAGAUUAAAGUCAUCUUAGAUAUAAUAAAAAUCUAUUAUGUAU